CCCGCAAAUUACAGUUUGUAUUUUUUGUCUGCUAUUUUCGCUACGAACUACGAAGUGUCAAGACAAUCGAUUGAAGUUUUAUUUUUGUCUGUUAUUUAGCUUUCCCUGAUAUUUGUUAAGAUGGACAAGGAAGUACAAAAAUGCGUCGAUGAAUUGAUGACUUCCGCAGGAGUAGUGGGCGUUUUGUGUGCUGACAAACGGGGAAUGUGCUUGACGUCUCAAGGUGUUGCCAAUCCAGACUAUUCUGGAUCAUUAACUUCACUCACACAGUUGGCAGCAACAAUAGAGCCUGGGAAAGGAGACCCUGUCAUCUUAUUUGAGAACCAUGGAAGUCAAUGCCUGAUCCAUCAAAAUGCUGGAAUGACCCUUGCGGUUUACAAAACCAAUGGAUAGAUACUGAUACCGUUAGAAUUUAAAUUCUUGUUUUUGUCUUAUGCAUAUACACAGUCCUCAUAUUCUAAA
Daphnia magna is the source of this 462-nucleotide messenger RNA. It is a transcript of the gene Lamtor5, whose product is annotated as ragulator complex protein LAMTOR5 homolog. The record is from RefSeq and is a predicted model, not a curated record. The coding region runs from base 121 to 393 and encodes 90 amino acids. Gene Ontology annotation, cellular component: cytoplasm; Ragulator complex; lysosome. Gene Ontology annotation, biological process: cellular response to amino acid stimulus; positive regulation of TORC1 signaling. NCBI's taxonomy places the organism in Eukaryota, Metazoa, Arthropoda, Branchiopoda, Diplostraca, Daphniidae. Gene Ontology annotation, molecular function: guanyl-nucleotide exchange factor activity. The transcript is spliced from 4 exons.